CUAGUGCCAAUCUUCUACCACAGCUAAACCUUAAAUCCGAAACCAAUCUUCCACCUCAAUUUACCGACUUUUGACUUUUUCUGACUCAGGCAAGGGCUCCACCGUAACCCCUCGCCCGGCGGAAGGGGGUGGUUAGAGGCAAGGAACAUGACCUACACUUCCAUGCUCCUGUCUCCUUCCCCACGCUUCUCUUCUCUCAAUUUUACCGAUACUAAUUCUCCUCCAUGGCGUCUGUUUCAGCUUCGCAAGCCGGCAUCGCCACUCACCGUCGCCAAUUUUCAAGCCCUUCCGUCCAAAAAAAUUGAUACUCCUUUUAAAACUUUUCCAUUGCAUCCUUUUCGCUUUCUCUCACUUUCUGUCUUGGUGGGCGGUGGAGGCAGUGACGAUGGCGGUGGCGGCAAUAACAACGAUGGCAAGAAUAUUGGUGAUUGGGGUUAUCCUUUUGACCCUGAUGAUUCAUUUUCAGGGCCUUACCAUGCCCUUUUCUUUCCCUUACUCGUCUGCUCGACUUGCUGUUGCUUCUGCCAACUCCUGUUUGCGAAGUUCGCAAUGGCCAAAACUAAAGCCCCGCAUUCCACAAGAACGGACUCUGACAUCGAAGCUACUCCCGGUUCCGUUUGGGAAGUGAAGGGAGGCAAGUGGACUAGGCUUAUCCCGAAUCAUAGCAAUGACGCUUUUGUUUCGUCACAACCAAGCUUGUUAAUGGAGUUAUCAUCACUGGAAGCUUUAAAAAUACCAAAUUUUUUUUUAUUGAAGUUCAGAGAACUCUUCAAGCGUUUGAUGCUCCCUGAAGGAUUUCCAAACAGCGUCACAAGCGAUUACUUGGAGUACUCCCUAUGGAGAGGAGUUCAAGGUGUUGCUAGCCAAAUCAGUGGAGUUCUGGCAACGCAGUCUUUGCUCUAUGCUGUUGGAUUAGGAAAAGGAACGAUUCCAACCGCAGCUGCCAUUAAUUGGGUUUUAAAGGAUGGAAUUGGGUACCUGAGCAAGAUCAUGUUGUCCAAUUUCGGUCGCCAUUUCGACGUCAACCCAAAAGGAUGGAGAUUGUUUUCUGAUGUUCUUGAAAAUGCUGCCUUUGGUUUGGAGAUGUUGACUCCCUCAUUCCCUCACCUUUUUGUACCAAUUGGCGCUGUAGCCGGUGCAUCGCGUUCUGCAGCGGCGCUAAUCCAGGCUUCUACAAGGAGCUGUUUCUAUGCUGGCUUUGCUGCUCAAAGGAACUUUGCAGAGGUAAUUGCUAAAGGUGAAGUCCAAGGAAUGGCUAGCAAGUUUAUUGGUAUCAUGCUGGGUAUAACAUUGGGCAACUGCCUAGGCUCCUCCACACCUCUAGUUCUUGCUUCUUUUAGUGUGGUGACUUGGGUUCACAUGUACUGCAAUCUGAAGUCUUAUCAAUCCAUUCAAUUAAGGACCCUAAAUCCUUAUCGUGCAAGUUUAGUUUUCAGUGAAUACCUACUUAGUGGCCAAGCACCUCCAGUCAAAGAGGUCAAUGAUGAGGAGCCGCUUUUUCCUGCUGUAUCCAUACUAAAUGUGAAAAUUUCCAACAAAGCACCCUCAUAUGUUUUAUCUUCCCAAGCGAAAGAUGCAGCUGCAGAAAUUGAACGCCGAUUGCAGCUGGGAUCUAAACUAAGCGAAAUCAUCAAUAGCGGGGAGGAUGCGCUGGCUCUCUUCGGCCUUUAUAAAAGUGAGGGCUACAUGUUGUCAGAGCACAUGGGAAAGUUUUGUGUGGUCCUCAAAGAUAAUUGUUCACCACAGGAUAUGCUUAAGGCGUUGUUCCAGGUCAGUUACCUCUAUUGGUUAGAGAAGAAUGCAGGAAUUGAAGGAAGAGGAACUGUUGAUGACUCUAAACCUGGGGGCCGGCUACAGUUGUCUCUGGAUUACGUAGAAAGGGAAUUCAACCAUGCCAGAAACGAUGGGGAGUCUGUAGGUUGGGUCACCGAUGGGCUUAUUGCCAGGCCUUUGCCCAAUAGAAUACGUCCGGGAAACAUGGCAACUUAAGUGAGGAAGUUGAUAUAUGAUAAAAUGGCUCGUCAUUUUCAUGCAUGGCUGCUUAGUUUUCCGUGCGGCUGAAAAAAUUGGUUUAACAUGUCUCGGAGGUUUUGGGGCUACUUAACUCUUUGCGGAUCUGGAAUGCCUCCAUUUAUUUUUCCCCCCGUCUGCUUCUUUAGGGUUCAUUUGGUACAAGUGAAAUAGAGAGGAGGAGAAGAAAAAUUUUAACGAGUUUCAUCAAAAAAAUUAGAAAAGUGGGGUUAAAAGCUUGAUUUUAUUUUUUUGUUUUACUUUUUUAAUUAAAAUUUUAUAGCCCCACUUUCCUAAUUUUUUAUCACUAAAAUUUUGUCAAUCCUACCCUCCAAUUUUCUCAUACCAAGCAUGGGAUGAAACUGCGCCAUUGCAUAAGGUUUUCAUGUUUCUUUCUUUUUCUUUCCUUUCUGAAUGAAAGAGAAAUUUAGUGAUAGCGAGUAUUUACAACAGUCAAAUACAAAGGAUGAAAAUGGAGAAACAAGGCUCAUUGAAAUCAAACUAGAUGCAUUUUCUUGUGAAAAUCUUUCGCUUGGGCACUAUGCUCCUUUAAGGGUCUGUUUGUAAUAACAUUUAAAAGCACUUGUAAGUAUGUUUUAUGUUAGUUGAGGCAAAAUUUUUUUUUACA
Messenger RNA from Neltuma alba, 2638 nucleotides. Its product is annotated as protein root UVB sensitive 1, chloroplastic. Gene Ontology annotation, biological process: developmental process; response to UV-B. Gene Ontology annotation, cellular component: chloroplast envelope. The transcript has 6 exons. Lineage: Eukaryota; Viridiplantae; Streptophyta; Magnoliopsida; Fabales; Fabaceae. The coding region runs from base 148 to 1989 and encodes 613 amino acids. The record is from RefSeq and is a predicted model, not a curated record.